Molecule: messenger RNA, 2697 nt
Organism: Miscanthus lutarioriparius
Lineage: Eukaryota; Viridiplantae; Streptophyta; Magnoliopsida; Poales; Poaceae
Source: the annotation of a GenBank genome assembly
AUGGACUUCCAGGUCGUCGUCCUCGCCGGCGGCACCUCCGACUCCGAGAAACUGUCGCCCCUCGUUUCCAAGGACGUUCCGAAGGCGUUGCUCCCGGUCGCCAACCGCCCCGUGCUCUCUUACGCGCUGGACCUCCUUGAGGCCAGCGACCUCAAGGACCUCAUCGUGGUGGUUGAGGGGCAGGAGGCAGCGCAGCUUGUCGACGCUUGGGUAUCCAGCGCGUACCUGGAUCGGCUUCGAGUGGAGGUAGUUGUGGUUUCUGAAGACCUUGGAAGUGCUGGUGCAUUACGAGCUAUUUCAAAGCGACUGACGUCAAAUGAUAUUUUGGUAGUUAGCGGUGACCUGGUAACAGAUGUGUUGCCUGGGGCUGUUGCUGCUACUCAUAGAAGAAAUGGUGCAGCUGUUACUGCUUUACUAUGUUCUGUUCCUGUUAGUGGUCCUUCAGACACUGCUUCUUCGAGUGGGAAGGAUAAAGCUAAAAAGCCAAAUCGUUUGAACAUAGUAGGGCUGGACAGGAGUAAACAAUUCUUGUUGCAUAUCGUGUCAGGAACUGAUGUUGAAAAAGAUGUUCAAGUUCAUAAAAGAAAAAUACAGGCUGUUGGUCAGAUGGAAAUUCGAAGUGACCUAAUGGAUGCACAUCUUUAUGCUUUUAAGAGGACAAUAUUGCAGGACGUACUGGAACAGAAGGAAGCGUACCGUAGCAUUAGACUUGAAGUCCUCCCGUAUUUAGUUAGGAGUCAAUUGAGAUCAGCUCCAUCAGGUGGCAGUGGAACAGCGGUUGACGAAACUGGGAGUAGUGCUGUUCAGUCCAGUGGUAAUUUGCAUUGUUUGUCGCAGCAUCGUGUCAUUGCACCAUCUGCUUUCAAGCAGGAUGUACUAUCAAGAUCAAGUGGUGGACAUAGGUGCUGUGCUUAUAUUGCUACUAAAAGCAAAUACUGUCACCGCUUGAACUCAAUUCAGUCAUAUUGUGAUAUCAAUCGAGAUGUUAUAGGGGAAGCUAGCCACCUGUCUGGUUAUUCGUUCUCUGCACAAAACAAUAUCAUCCACCCAUCCUCUGUUCUUGGAUCAAAGACUACAAUAGGACCACAUUGUAUUCUUGCUGAGGGUUCACAGCUAGGUGACAAGUGUAGUGUGAAGCGAUCCGUGAUUGGUCGUCAUUGCCGAAUUGGUUCCAAUGUAAAGAUUGUCAACUCUGUUGUGAUGAAUCACGUUGUUAUUGAAGAUGGUUGCCACAUCCAAGGUUCUGUUGUAUGUAAUAAUGUUCAACUGCAAGAACGGGCUGUUCUGAAAGAUUGCCAGGUUGGAGCUGGUUAUAUUGUGACUGCUGGCAGCGAGCACAAAGCAGAAUCCCUAGCAAGAAAGUUCAUGCUUCAUCUCAUAUCAUCAAUGGUGAGAGUGAGGUUCCCGAAACGUUAUCUCAUAGUAUUGCUGACAUUCAUCUGCACAAAUGUUUGCUACAUUGAGCGUGUGGGUUUCUCGAUUGCUUACACCGUCGCAGCUGAUGCCAUCGGUGUGAAUCAAGCCAACAAGGGCAUGAUACUGUCUAUGUUCUAUUAUGGUUAUGUUUUAUCACAGAUUCCUGGUGGAUGGGCAGCACAGAGAGUAGGAGGUAGACGUGUUCUGCUACUGUCAUUUGUAUUGUGGUCUAUGAUAUGUGGUUUAAUUCCACUCGAUCCCAACAGAGUAACCAUUCUGGUCCUUUCUCGCCUAUUUGUUGGUGUAGCACAAGGUUUCAUAUUUCCUGCCAUUCACACUGUUCUGGCACAGUGGGUGCCACCACAGGAGCGCUCUCGCUCUGUAUCUCUCACUACCUCAGGGAUGUAUCUUGGUGCAGCCUGUGGCAUGCUUUUCUUCCCAAGUCUGGUGAAGCACACAGGACCCCAGUCAGUUUUCUUUGUUGAAGCAGUGUUGGGAGUAGCAUGGUCUGUAAUAUGGUUGAAAUUUUCCAGCGACCCACCUCGUACUGAUCUUCCAAAGGUAUCAAUGCCAAAAGUGGCAUCUCGAGACAUGAUUAAGGCACAAGCAGGAGGGGUUGUCGCACCUCGGACGGUAAAGAUCCCAUGGCGAAGGAUAAUAUUCAGUCUACCUGUUUGGGCAAUCGUUGUAAACAACUUCACCUUCCACUAUGCCCUGUAUGUUCUUAUGAACUGGCUCCCUACCUAUUUUGAGCUUGUCCUUAAGCUUAGCCUCCAGGACAUGGGUUCCUCAAAGAUGCUUCCCUAUUUCAAUAUGUUCAUUUUCUCCAAUAUCGGUGGUGUGAUUGCUGAUCACUUGAUUACAAGGAGGAUUUUGUCUGUUACCAAGACAAGGAAGCUUCUGAACACCAUCGGGUUCAUUGUCUCAGCAUUUGCACUCAUGGCCCUUCCUUUAUUUAGCACACCCUCAGGCACUGUAAUGUGUUCAGCAUUAUCCCUUGGUUUUCUUGCUCUAGGAAGAGCAGGGUUUGCUGUAAACCAUAUGGAUGUUGCUCCAAAGUUUGCAGGGAUAGUGAUGGGGGUCUCAAAUACGGCGGGGACACUGGCUGGAAUUGUUGGUGUCGGCCUCACUGGGAAUAUUCUGGAGGCGGCAAAGGCUUCUAACAAGGAUCUAACAGACUCGGAAACCUGGAAAACAGUCUUCUUUGUUCCAGCAUACCUUUGUAUUUUCAGUUCUAUCAUUUUUUUAAUCUUUUCGACUGGCGAAAAGAUCUUCGAAUAA